This is a messenger RNA of Sclerotinia sclerotiorum 1980 UF-70, 1929 nucleotides long. RefSeq lists its product with no specific name. The transcript has 3 exons. The coding region runs from base 1 to 1929 and encodes 642 amino acids. The record is from RefSeq and is a predicted model, not a curated record. NCBI's taxonomy places the organism in Eukaryota, Fungi, Ascomycota, Leotiomycetes, Helotiales, Sclerotiniaceae.
AUGGGAUCCGAAAUGUCCACCCUUCGACCCUGCAAACGGUAUCCGACUGAACAAGACGUCAAAAAUCCUUGCAAGAAACAGCUAUCAGCAGACCUCAAAGCCAUAAAAGUACACGCACAAGUACACGCACAAAUACAAGCACAACGACAAGCAACAUUAGAAGCCAAAGCCAAAGAAUCAGAUCAAGGCAAAACUGCAACUAUCAGAAUAAUAUCCGACCAUCCGAUUCUAGUCCUGAAGAUUAAAGGAUUUUUCUACAUGGUAGAUCCACAGUUCAAAGCACUACCAGGAAGCACGGUAUUCGAAAAAUUUAUCAACUGUCUUAUUGAAGUAGGAACGGUUCCAUUUGAUGCCUCACAAGAUCCAACCACAUCGACAGGUGACCACGAAAGCCUUGAACAAUUUGAACGCGGUCCCGAUCUAGGAAAGGAAUUAGAACAAGAAAUGCAAAGAAAUGAGGCGACGUGGGAUAUGCUGAUUGCAAAACGUCCAGCGCCUGGACUUCCACUUGUGGCCCUGGGAGAAAAUCCACUUCGAAUCUACUUCUAUAGCGUCUUCAAUCAGUUAAGCCAGUCACGACCCUGCCAUAUUCAUAAACUACAAACCCUAGCGCGACGAUUAGCACCAAUUAAGAAAAAAAAAAAAUCCCGCAUGCCAACGCCGCCUAAAACCCCAAGUCCAAAAAUGGGACUCUUUGCUCAUCUACGGAAUUCUGUCCAAACUUUAAAUGCAUUACAAAGACUUGGUGCUUUACUGCCAGGAUUUCCCCAGAUUUCAGGAUCAAUGCAAGGACACGGCGGGGCCGCCUUUAAACCUAGCAAAAUUAUAGAAUUCAAUGCUGAUGGAGUGAUUGUAUUUACAUUCGAAGAAAAGGCUCCAGAUAAGCAAAUAAAUACUUGGGAGUGUCUUAAAUGGAAGGAUUUCACUGAGGAGCAACGGGAUGAGGCUCUGAAGAUGUACCUCAGCACAUGCACAAAAUGUUGGCAUACCAAGCAAUUUAAUUUUAUGAUUGAUGAGGCGAAAGCUCUUUCAUUUAAAAGUUUGGAUGAUGCCCUCGACUACAAGAUGAUCAUGCAGAUCUUGGAUUUUUUGGCCCGUGAGCUAGACCGCGCAGCCCAGCCGGAAAAGGAUCACAUUUUGAAUUGGUUCUUGGAGAUAUGGGAGGAAUUGGAAGCCAAAUAUCACCACGAAUUGUCAAUUAUCUACGCGACAGUGGAAGAUGAGUUUCGUCUGUCUCAAGACUUCAGACGUAUCUUGGCGAGCAAAGCCCGGAAACUCAAAGAGACCAACGUUCUUCGCCAGUUAUCAUUUGAAGAUGGUGUAUUCCUUCUUUUCAUCAUCAAAAUACGGAGAAUUCGUGCGUUGGAAAUAGGGAGAACCUUGGUGGGGCAAAGAAUGAUAAAGAAAAUCGCAGAGGAAAUAAUUGCAGAGGACACAGAGUUAGGAAUGAAAGAGUAUGCUCUGGCGAAGAAAGGCAAAGCGAAAGAAAGGUCUAAAUUAAGAAAAGAGCGGGACGAAUAUGCCAGGAUAAUAGCUAUUGAAGCUUAUUCAAUAGCUGAGCAAGUUUGUUCAAAAGAAGUAGACAAAUUCGUCGAAAAUGAGUCUAAUAUUGAUGGGAGUUACCCGGCUCUUCAGGUUAAAAACCUUCAGAAGCAGGGGGGAUCCGCUGUGGAUAUGAAUGAUGAUGAGGAGCCCCAGACUUCUUGGGCUCAAUAUCCUCAAGGAAAAGAUUCUCAAGCAGAGGAUUGGAACGUGGAUCCUGAUUUUGAUAAAGGCCACGCAGGUACUAAGACCCAAAUAACUCGAGUAGGGGAAUGGAAUAUGGACCCUAAUGUUGCUGCGGAGUUUGAGCGAAUACUUUUUCAACCAUUCCUCAAUACCCGUGAAUAUAUCUUGGGCUUAGUGAAGAAAACAGAUAUGGAAGAGUAA